Arabidopsis thaliana (thale cress) is the source of this 1107-nucleotide messenger RNA. RefSeq names its product methyl esterase 9 (gene MES9). Lineage: Eukaryota; Viridiplantae; Streptophyta; Magnoliopsida; Brassicales; Brassicaceae. Gene Ontology annotation, molecular function: methyl jasmonate esterase activity; methyl salicylate esterase activity; catalytic activity. The record is from RefSeq and is marked reviewed. The coding region runs from base 223 to 993 and encodes 256 amino acids. The transcript has 3 exons. Gene Ontology annotation, biological process: oxylipin biosynthetic process.
GAAAAUGUAUCAUUGAAAAUUCUAAAAAUAGAUAUAAUGGAGAGAGAGAUCCACCUCAAGAUUAUCGCCACAAAACAGAGUAGUUGACUGAUAUCGAUUGUGAGAUUUCAAAGCGAUAACGUGGAGACCCCCUCACCAUUAUAAUAAAUCAUCAUAUCGUCACUUUAGCCACAUCACAUACCAAAAAAAGGCAAAACACUCACGAAAGAAGAAACGGAGAGGAUGAAGCAUUAUGUGCUAGUUCACGGAGGCUGCCACGGUGCGUGGUGUUGGUACAAGGUGAAGCCGAUGCUUGAACAUUCCGGCCACCGUGUCACGGUUUUUGAUCUUACGGCGCAUGGUGUGAACAUGAGCAGAGUAGAAGAUAUUCAGACUUUGGAGGAUUUCGCUAAGCCGUUGCUUGAGGUUCUUGAGUCUUUUGGCUCGGAUGAUAAAGUAGUCCUCGUCGCGCAUAGCCUCGGUGGAAUACCGGCUGCUCUUGCAGCCGACAUGUUUCCUAGUAAAAUCUCUGUUGCUGUCUUCGUUACUUCUUUUAUGCCCGACACAACGAAUCCACCUUCUUACGUGUUCGAAAAGUUUCUCGGAAGCAUUACAGAAGAAGAACGUAUGGACUUCGAGUUAGGGAGCUAUGGAACAGAUGACCAUCCACUAAAGACUGCUUUUCUUGGACCUAACUACUUGAAGAAUAUGUAUCUACUUUCUCCUAUCGAAGAUUAUGAAUUGGCCAAAAUGUUGAUGAGAGUCACACCGGCUAUUACUAGUAAUCUGACGGGGACUAAAAGCUUAACGGCACAAGGAUAUGGAUCGAUUAGUCGUGUGUAUAUCGUAUGCGGAGAAGAUAAAGGUAUACGUGUAGAUUUCCAACGAUGGAUGAUUGAGAACUCUCCGGUUAAAGAAGUGAUGGAGAUCAAAGAUGCAGAUCAUAUGCCUAUGUUUUCCAAGCCUCAUGAACUCUGUGAUCGUCUUCUAAAGAUUGCUGAUAAAUAUCCCUAAGCAAGAAUAUCUAUGACAAUAUCAAUAAUUUUCAUGGGAAUAAGUUUUUUUAUUGUUCUGUUCACAAAAUAUGUGGAAAAAAAAAAAGACAACAAUAGAAUUUACGCACGAGGU